UAUGCGCCAAACUACAUCAUGUGGAAUAGCGGCGUGAUGAGAUAGUUAGUGUAGUUUUCGUGUGACUGGCUGUGUGCAUAUCCGGGCUGUUUAGUACAAAAAAAAUCUUCUUUAAAAACAGAAAAGAAGUGUUUGUGGUCAGUAAAUGCGGCUCGUGAACUCUGCUGAGCAAGCUAACAUCACCCAGCUGACACAGCGACAUCAGUCAUCUAUUCACAGAUGGCUGAUGACAGCGUGAAAAACGAGGCUUCUGCUCAGCAGGGGAAUGAAAACGAAGAUAAAAAUGACGAAGGCGGUGAUGGAGAAGUUGAAACCCUGUCCAAGAGGCAGAGGAAGAAGCUUCUGAAGCAGCAGAAGUGGGAGGAAGAGAGGGAGCAGCGAAAGCAGAGAAGAAAGGAGAGGAAGCUGCAGCAUCGACAGGAGAGGCAGAAUCAGCGGGAUCAGGAGGGAAGAGAUGGCCAGAGUUCCAGGAAACGUCCACGUCGAGAGGUGACGCCCAGCGCUCUGCGGCUGGUGGUGGACUGCAGCUUCGAUGACCUCAUGCUUAUCAAGGAUGUCCGGAAGCUUCACAAACAGAUCCAGCGGUGCUAUGCUGAGAACAGACGAGCCUCUCAUCCGGUUCAGUUUUAUCUAACGAGCCUGGGAGGACAGCUGAGACAGAGCAUGGACGAAAAGGACAGAGGAUGGGUCAACUGGAAGGACAUCUUCAUAAAAACAGAGCAUUACAGCCAAGUUGUAGCCAAGGAGGAGCUGGUGUACCUGACCUCCGACUCCCCCAACGUGCUGCAGGAGCUGGACCAAAACAAGGCCUAUGUGAUCGGAGGCCUGGUGGACCACAACCACCACAAGGGAAUUACGUUUGAGCGGGCGAAGGAGCUGGGAAUCGAACAUGCACAGCUUCCUCUGAGCAGCUUUGUCAAAAUGAACAGUCGGAAGGUUCUGGCAGUCAACCAUGUGUUUGAGAUCAUCCUGGCAUAUCUGGAGAAGGGCAGCUGGCAGGAGGCCUUCUUCACCGUCCUCCCGCAGAGAAAAGGAGCCAUGGCCCUACACCAGGAAGGAGCAAACACUCAGGAUAAACAAGGCUCCAGUUCUGACUCUGAUCCCGAAUCAACGGAGCAAACCGGAGCUGAAAACGCUGGACAAAAGGACAACUCCAAAUGAAAAUGUUGAUUUUUCUUUCUUUUUUUAUUCCAGCAGAAGUUUCUGUUAAAUAUUUGUUUUUUCUUCUAGAUAUUUAUUCAAGUUUUAUAUUGCUCCAGUGGGGGUGUGUUAUGGUUUACUGCAGGUUUUGAUCUCAGCGUGAUACCGUUUAAUUUUUUAUCCUUAUUUUUGCUUUGGACCUGGAGGCUGAAGUUGUCAGAAGUGUGCCAAAUGGAACGACCUAAAAGAUUUCAAACAGCAUAAAGGUGAAGCCUGAACGUGUUUAUUCCCA
Melanotaenia boesemani (Boeseman's rainbowfish) is the source of this 1432-nucleotide messenger RNA. It is a transcript of the gene trmt10a, whose product is annotated as tRNA methyltransferase 10A. Gene Ontology annotation, molecular function: tRNA binding. Bases 220 to 1161 code for a protein of 313 amino acids. Lineage: Eukaryota; Metazoa; Chordata; Actinopteri; Atheriniformes; Melanotaeniidae. Gene Ontology annotation, cellular component: nucleus; cytosol; nucleoplasm. The transcript has 7 exons. Gene Ontology annotation, biological process: tRNA N1-guanine methylation. The record is from RefSeq and is a predicted model, not a curated record.